GAAAUGGCGAUCGAGUACGGAUUAGGACUGCAUGGACAGCACAAGAAACGGUCAUUAUGGCUCCCUUUGCUUUCAUAUGGCGGAAUCAGACAGUACGAGAGCAAAGCCAAUAUCUUCGCUCCAUCUGCCAUUGAACAUGAAGCCAAAGCCAUCCCGAAGGUUUAAUUUUCGAUAUUUUUGACCAGAGAGAAUGGCUCCUCCUGCAACUGGAUUAAUCGUUGCUACCGGGCGUCGGUGUCUGUUCAAGCAACUGAUUCAGGAGAGACGGCGUUACUCGGUCGCGUCUGGUUAGCAACAUACAAGCAUCCUUGCCCCUAAUAGUAUAUUCCAGUGACCUCACAGUUUUGCAGGUCCGGGCAGAACAAACUUGUUCUAGACGAUGUUUUGAAGACCAUAUUCUCGGGCUUUAAUGAGGAUAUAUAACCCCGGCUUCACGAAAGUCCAUAUAUACAUAAUUACCCCAUAAUAGCAUUCCAGAUCAGCAGAUACCUGUAUACAGAUAUCUUCCUGAUGACUUCCUGAACUUUGCCAGGCCAAGGAUAUUCCUAAGCAGUUCAGAAAACAGAUUCCCAAAGCUUACUUGGAAGGGAUUGCUGAACCACAACAGCCAUGAUGUUAUCCAUUUAAGUGAUUCAGAGCCAGUUUCCUUUUUCAUACCCCUAUCUACCUUCAUCCAGAUAUCAAGCCUGACAACAUCAUGGUUGACUACUGUGGUGUUCACCAGCAUGCAAGACCUAGG
Molecule: messenger RNA, 739 nt
Organism: Coccidioides immitis RS
Lineage: Eukaryota; Fungi; Ascomycota; Eurotiomycetes; Onygenales; Onygenaceae
Exons: 1
Coding region: 4-165 (53 amino acids)
Source: RefSeq, a predicted model, not a curated record